AUGUCUCGCAAAGGGCUCAUGGAGCAGGACCUCAGUAAGCUGGAUGUGACCAAGUUGCAUCCGCUUUCGCCAGAGGUUAUCUCCCGGCAGGCUACAAUCAAUAUCGGUAAGGUCUCCCAUCAUAUUUUAUACGGGAGAAGACUGUUCAUCGCAUGCCCCCCCGCGGCCAGUCACCACCAGUCGUACCACCUAUAGAAAUUAUUCCAAGAUAAUUUUUGAUUGGAUUAUAAUCUCGUGCAUUAUAAGAAAGGUGUCAGCUUUCUGUAAUCUGGAAAGAAUUUCCUGGGAAUGCCUUGGUGGGUGAGAAGAAGCUGGAGGGAGAAAGUAUUUUCUAACGUGAAUGAACGAAUACAAGAGGUUCUUUGCAAGGUGAGGCCUAUCAGUGAAGCAUAGGAUCAGUCAACAGCUGUUGAUGAGGUGCAUGGUUUGGUUGCUUAGUGAACAGUUGAAAUGGGAAUAAAUGUUCUUAAAACAAUGGCAUCAGAGAGGAGAAUCGGCCGCUUCUUCCUCCCCCAAGACUGAGACUGGUUGCAAGAGAAGCUUCUUCGUAGAGAUUGAGGAUGACAGGACAUUAGAAAGGUUUACCUAAUCAGAAGUUAGAAAGUGUUUUAAAGAGUAAGUUUGGGGAGGUUGAAUAUAUGGAGCACUGUCCAAAACAGCUGAAAAGGAGUUGAGGUGCGGUAUGAAAACCAGGGAAUGUUGCCUCUUGCAUGCGUAUUCUGUGAGAUUUCACUGUUACUAAAUAUGUGCCAUUGCUGGUUUGGGCUAGCAAGACUAAAGGAUGUUUGAUAUUCAUCAAAUUCUUUAUCCUACCCAUUCCAUAGUUAUUCCAGAAAAGAAACCAAACCUUCAUACCGGUUGCCAGAAAGUUAUGACUCAUACGUUUGAAAAAACAGAAUGAAAGGACAUCCUAAACAGCCUUUGUUGAUUAUUUCGCUUUCUGAAGUUGGCAGAUCUAAGUUAUGAGGUUAUUUCUGCCUGAACAGGGGAAAAUUUGUAGUCUUUCAAGGUAGAUUUUGAAAGAGCACAGCAUUCAGUGACUUGGAAGCGUUAUCAAUCGGACAAUUUUUUUGAUGGGUGUUAGGAAAAAUAGAUGAUUUGAAGAAGGAGUUGUCUCUCAAUAGCCCAACUUUCUUCCUACAUCUUCUUGUUGUUCAGCCAGACAGCUUCACGGGGAAGAACAAUGUUAUGAUUGGCAUAAUAAAGAUCAUUAGUAAUGGUGCGGGAAUAGGGCGGUGUCUUUCAACUAAUCCCUGCUUCAUAUGGUAAAAGCUUUAAAGUCUCAAAAAUCCAGAAUAAUUAUCCCAAAGAGCAUGAUUGUGAGAGUUGGAAAGAUGAGAAUAAUUCCCCUGCCCGGGGAGACUGCCUUAUCCCAUAUGAGAUCAUUGAGUCUUGCUCAAAUACAUGAUUUUGAGCUUGAAGUUCCUUGCACUUUUAUGAAAAGUAUUGAGGAGAUUAGAAGCUCUUGUUUUUUCUCAAAGGGACUUGAAAAGAAUGUUAAGAUUGACAUCUCAUCAAGUUGGACGAUUUUUAGGAGAAGGGAGGCAAGAAUGGGGUUGGUGAAAGUUCAGGAACACAGCAAAGCAUUACUCCUGAAGCAUUUUCUAGAAUAGGAGAAGAGUAUGGUAUAUACAUCACGUACCUAUCUAAUUACCAACCAUUCAAGUUCCAGAUGCUGAUCUCACAUGGGUUUCUUUGGCCUUGAACUCAUUCAUGAGUUCAUAGAAAAGUCUUAACCAGUAGGAAGAGAUUCUUUUGAUUCGAAUAGCAUGGUUCUGGUGAAAGUUUUGAUGAAGACCAUUGUGCUUUGUGAGUCCAUUUCUGUGAACAUCUGAUGCAUCCGUUUAAAACCUAUGUGCUGAAGGUAGAGUAAUAUCUCGCUCUAGAGUUGGUGUUUGAUUUGAUCCCAAUGAAGGUACAGUAUGAUUCUAAUGAAGGGCUUAUCUCAUUCAAUGGGACUAGAUUUUUUGCAUUAUAUCAGAUGAAUUCGUGCAUCGAUUUAACGAAUAUUGUACGAAAGUUAGAGUUUGAUGAACUUUAUUGCUGCAUAUUCCAUUUCUUACAUGGUUCCUUCCCUCUCAUUCCAGAGCAAAUCCUAACCUGUUGUAAGCUCCUCUCGAGUAUACACGACUUUGGUCUUUGACUUUUUUCUCAGCGCUUGUAAAUUUUCUUAACCAGGUACAAUUGGUCAUGUGGCCCAUGGAAAGUCAACGGUUGUCAAAGCAAUAUCUGGUGUGCAGGUAAAACCGUGAGAUAAUACUCUGCAGUGCCCGAUGAUUUAUCUAACCUUGAUCUCAAUGCUUCGGAUAUUUUAGGAGAGAUUAUUUUAUUGAACAAUGGAGCAUACAAAGCUAGGAUCUUGGAAAAAUGACGAAGCAUAUUUAUAAAUUACCCAUAAAAAAAUACUAUGAACAAUUUGAUUCAUUAAGAUUUAUAUAUUUUUUUUCAUAAAUCCUAAUGGUAGAAGAUCCGUCUGUGUCUCCUCCCAUCUGCAGACCGUGCGUUUUAAGAACGAGCUCGAGCGUAAUAUCACCAUCAAACUCGGGUAUGCAAAUGCAAAGAUAUACAAGUGCGAAGAUGAACGGUGCCCCCGUCCCAUGUCCUACAAGUAUGACCGAACCUGCAUGAACUCUAUUUUUCUCAUUUUUUAAUUUUUAAUUUUUGCAUAACUCAUUUUUAUUAUUAUUCAUGAGCUGGGGCCAUAUUUUCAGGGCCUAUGGAAGUGGAAAGGAAGACAGCCCUUUUUGUGACGUGCCCGGAUUUGAGAAUGCUAGGAUGAGGCUGUUGAGGCAUGUUUCCUUCGUUGACUGCCCAGUGAGUGGUCAAUCUUCAUGGCAGCACUCUCAUCAGCACAUGAACAGCCAUUUUCCUAACCUUUUUUUUAAUCUAAAAGAUUUAAUUUAUUUUAUUUUUUCUGUGAAAAGUAUAGAUGCUUAUUUUCGUCCUCUGAUGAUGUUCUGUUGACCCAGGGCCACGACAUCCUCAUGGCCACGAUGCUGAAUGGAGCCGCCAUCAUGGAUGGGGCGCUGCUGCUGAUAGCCGGCAACGAGAGCUGCCCGCAGCCUCAGACCUCCGAGCACCUGGCGGCUGUUGAGAUCAUGCGUCUGAAGCACAUUAUCAUCCUGCAGAACAAGAUCGACCUCAUCCAAGAGAGCGUGGCAAUCAACCAGCACGAGGCGAUCCAGAGCUUUAUUCAGGUGGGUGGGUCAACGGAGGAGGGGUGGCAGUGCCCCCGCUGGAGAAAGAUCCUUCUUCGUGGCGGGAUUUUCUAAAUUCUACUUGUUCUUUGUCUUUUUUUGCAGGGCACGAUCGCUGACGGGGCCCCGGUGGUGCCGAUCUCCGCCCAGCUGAAGUACAACAUCGACGUGGUCUGCGAGUACCUGGUCAACAAGAUCCCGAUCCCCGAGAGGAACUUCGUCGCACCCCCGAACAUGAUCGUCAUCCGUUCGUUUGACGUCAACAAGCCUGGGUUUGAGGUGGAUGAGAUAAGAGGCGGAGUCGCCGGUGGUAGCAUCCUUAGGGUGGGUUGACCGAUGCCCUCUUGCAGCCGCAUUUGUUUUUCCCGGAAGAACUGACCCAUACCCGGUAAUUAUUAAAGUCAACGUUUGCUCUUCCCAUUGCUUUUUUUUUUCUUCUGUGCAGGGCGUUCUGAAAGUCAACCAGUUCAUCGAGGUCCGCCCCGGGAUUGUGGUCAAGGAUGAGAGCGGCAACAUCAAGUGCACGCCGAUAUAUUCCAGAAUAGUUUCUCUGUAUGCAGAGCAGAACGAGCUACAGUUUGCUGUGCCUGGAGGCCUCAUCGGGGUUGGCACCACCAUGGACCCCACGUUGACCAGGGCUGACCGGCUGGUUGGCCAGGUCCUCGGAGAGGUCGGCUCCCUGCCCGACGUCUUCGUCGAGCUCGAGGUGAGAACCCCCUCCCAAAAUCUGACCUUGGUCAACCCUCCUUCCCGAAGAAAGGUGGACGUGGAUUGACUUUUUCUUUUGUAUUGUUGUUUACUAUUUCAGGUGAAUUUCUUCCUGCUGAGGCGGCUGUUGGGGGUGAGGACAAAGGGGACGGAGAAGCAGGGCAAGGUGUCGAAGCUGGCCAAGGGGGAGAUUCUCAUGCUGAACAUCGGCUCAAUGUCAACGGGGGCGCGUGUGGUCGCCGUGAGGAACGACCUAGCGAAGCUGCAGCUGACGGCACCGGUCUGCACCAGCCGCGGGGAGAAGGUGGCUCUCAGCCGGCGCGUGGAGAAGCACUGGCGGCUGAUCGGAUGGGGCCAGAUUCAGGCCGGCGUGACCCUCGACGUGCCCCCCAGCCCCAUUUGA
Messenger RNA from Spirodela intermedia, 4308 nucleotides. NCBI's taxonomy places the organism in Eukaryota, Viridiplantae, Streptophyta, Magnoliopsida, Alismatales, Araceae. The record is from the annotation of a GenBank genome assembly.